Molecule: messenger RNA, 6790 nt
Organism: Conger conger (European conger)
Lineage: Eukaryota; Metazoa; Chordata; Actinopteri; Anguilliformes; Congridae
Gene: trim25
Product: tripartite motif containing 25
Exons: 14
Coding region: 161-2218 (685 amino acids)
Molecular function (GO): zinc ion binding; protein binding
Source: RefSeq, a predicted model, not a curated record
CAAACUCGGUACCCACCAACUGAAAUUACACGCAGAAUAUAGGGAAACAGUCUGGUUCUAGCGUUGGCGAAUCAAGUUGAGUCGGGAGACUGUAUAUUUCAGUGUAUGUUUGCACGAUCUUCUAAAGUCGCAUCGGUUUCAGUACAGCUGCGGUCUGACUAUGGCAGAAGACAUGACGUCUCUGCUGAGCCUCGAGGAGGAGCUGACAUGCAGUAUAUGUCUCAGCCCUUUCCAGAGCCCCGUGACCACUCCCUGCGGCCAUAAUUUUUGUCAGGAUUGUCUCGAUUUGACAUGGCAGGAAGACGCACAGGCGGGGUUCAACUGUCCACAGUGCAGGUGUCACUUCGCCACCAAACCCGAGCUGAAGAAGAAUACGGUUCUUGACGCUGUGGUUGACAAGUUCAAUCUGAGGUCAAAAGGCGAAAUCCCACGCGAUGCUACGGCGAAGUUGGAGAUCGAAGUGGCGCCAGUUUUAUGCGACACUUGCAUGGAGGCAAAGGCAUGCAAGACCUGCCUCACGUGUAUGGCAUCGUUCUGUGCGGAGCACGUGAGACCGCACCUGGAGAACCCAGUUUUUGGCAUGCACCAGCUCAAGGAGCCACUGUCUGAUCUCCAUGAGCGCAUUUGCCCAACCCACUCCAAAAUGAUGGAGUUCUUCUGCGUCCAGCAUGUGCGUGCUAUUUGUAGCUUCUGUCUGCAGCAAGAGCACAAGGGCUGCACAUUCUCUACGCCAGAAGAACAACAGGUUCAGCAGGAGUCUGAGUUAAAGAAGAAGCUGGUUCUCCUGGAUGGUAAGAUUGAGAAGACCUAUUUGAUCCUGUCCCAAAUGAAGGAACAGCAAUGUGUCCUGAAAGACGCGUCCACCAAUCGGAAGAGGGAGCUGGAGCUGGAGUACAAGCAGAUCAGGGAGCUCAUAGACGCGGAUGAGCUGCAGGCCAUGAAGAGUGUGGAAAAGGAGGAGGAGGCUGCCCAGUCCAGGCUUGUCACCUUGAUGAAAAGGUUUGACCAGAACAUAGACGAGAUGAAGGGGGCAAAAGAUCGCAUCGACGGCCUUCUGGCCCGGACCCAGUCCCUGGCUUUCCUGCAGGCCAGUGUAGACCUGCCUUCAUCUGUGGCAUUCGAGCCGUAUGUUCCUCGACUCAGCAUCAACAACAAACGUGUCCACCUUGAGUCUGCUGCUGCACUGAAAGAGUAUCUGGGAAACAUACUGAAGCACCCUGUCGACAAUAGAGCUUCACUGCUCAGACCAGAGAUUUGGAGGAGUAUGCCUGGCAAUGCUGCCAAGAUGGCUGGUCCUCCACACUUCAUUCCAGUUCAUCUGCAAAAUCCACUUUUCACAGCUGACAAGAUGGCUGGUCCUCCACACGUCAUUCCAGUUCAUCUGCAAAAUCCACUUUUCACAGCUGACAAGAUGGCGGUUCCUCCACUUCUGCCAAAUCCACUUUUCACAGGAUUCCAUCACAAUGUAAAUCCUGGACCCCCUCCUUCAACAAAGCCGGAUCAGAAGAAGAAGAAACCCCAGCCAAACAGGAAACCUGAUCAGGAUUUACCUAAAGAAGAAAAACCUUCAAAGAAUAACCCAAAUACUGGCAAAGAUACAGCUGGAGCUCAACCCAGUAACAGACCAGUGACAUUCGGAGCCUCCCCAAGUCUCACUGCUCCAGCUAAAAGAACUGAACUUCUUAAGUACGGCACCGUGCUGAAACUGGACCACAGGACGGCACACAAGCGCAUCAUUCUGUCGGAGGACUUCACCAAGGCGUCCGUGUCCGACGAGCCGGCCGGAUACCCCGACAGCCCCGCCCGCUUCUCCGUCUGCUCGCAGGUGCUGUGCACCAAGGGCUUCUCCCAGGGCCGGCACUACUGGGAGGUGAAGAUGACCAGCAACAACUUCUGCGGCGUGGGCCUGGCCUACAACAGCAUCGACCGCAAGGGCCCCGCCAGCCGGCUGGGCCGCAACAACCAGUCCUGGUGCGUGGAGUGGUUCAACGUCAAGCUGUCCGCCUGGCACGGCAGCAGCGAGACGGUGCUGACCAACCCCAGCCCCAGUCGCGUGGGCGUCCUGCUGGACUGCACCGAGGGCACCGCCACCUUCUACAACGUGGCCGACCGCGCCUACCCCUUCCACACUUUCGUCUACCCCUUCGCCGAGGCCGUCUACCCCGCCUUCUGGAUCUUCUCCAGCGGGACGGCCGUCACGCUCUGCAAGCUGAACUGAGAGCGUGGCCGUCACCCCUCCGGCCCGCCCAACUGAGAGAGUGUCCAUCACCCCACCCCAGCCCAACUGAGAGAGUGUCCUGUGUCCAUCACCCCACCCCCGCCCAACUGAGAGAGUGUCCAUCACCCCACCCCAGCCCAACACAGGCAUUACAGUGCCUCCUCACUGAAGCCAAUAAAAGCAUGCAGAGGUGGAACAUCCAGGUUCAGAGAGUGAAAGUGCUCCCCCAGGAUUUUGUUCACCUGGGAUAUAGGGACAGGCAUUGAAAAUUUGCAUGUGCUAUAAAUGCUGUUAUAUGUGAUAUAUGUUUCUACGUAUUUUUCCCCAUCAAAUAAACAUUCAAUAUAAAAGGCAUACAUUCGUUAAUUCAUAGAGGUAGAACAAAAUCAGUUUGCUGAAUUCAUGGGUUCAAGAAACCCCAUGGUAGCACUUUUGCUUUCUGAGUCCUGGACUUUCCACCUGUAAAAGUAUUUGAUUUACAAGACAUAAAAUACCAGGCACAUAGCAUAUUUCUGCUCCAUUUCACUGAAUAGACAACUCCCAUAACUAAAUGCUUCGCAACUGUUCAGGAUGUGAACAGCUUCGUUUAAAAAAAAAAAAAGAAAAGAAAAACUUGCAUGAGCUUGUAAGCCUCGUGAAGCAUGCUUUUUAUUUUAUUUUAUUCAGUGCUACUUUGUAUCAGCUUAAAUUGUGUACCCUUGUUUAUCAGUGAAACCUUUGGGCAUACAUAGAUUACUACUACACUAUAUUCGACUUUGACCUCUGUCACUAUAGCAACUAGCAGUAAGCCCGGGCUUUAUCAAUGAAUCCAUUGAAAUAAGCAGUAAUGGUAUGGGGCCACGGUGGCGCAACAGGCUAAGAUGCAGCAGACUUGUGGUUGCAGUUCGCUGCAGUUGCACACCGGGGACCGGGGUUCGAUUCUCGGUCCUGCCAAAAGCCAAGUUUGGCCGGCUCAGAAGAAGGCGUGUCGCUCUUGUAGGGCUAAUUACUACUAGCUCUAGCUCUAGCUACUAGCUCUAAUUGAAUUAGACGGGGUACAAUUGGCUACCAAAUUGGGAGAAAAAAGAAGAAAAAUGUUUCAAAUAAUAAUAAAAAAAAAGAAGAAAUAAGCAGUAAUGGAAGUAAUAGUCAUUUAAAUCAAUAUUCAUAGUGAUAAUCUUUUUAAGUGAUUGUUAGAUAACCAUCAAUAUUACAGAUGUAAUAAUAAAUAAUGUGUUAUUAAUGUGUUAGAUAUUUCAGAAUGGUAAUUUUAUCAUGCGAUUUGUCGGGAACAGUGGUAGUUCAAAAGCAAUGCGCUUGAUGUACUCAACUCCUGAAUUCCUGGUUUUAGAGCUCAUUUCAUUGACCAGUGUCAACUCAUGUCAUACAGUUAUCCAAAAAUGCAUAAAGGUCUAGAGAACAUAGCAUAAUCAAAUAUUUGUUUCUCAAAGUUAAAGCUGGGUUGGCCGAUUUUUUUGGGUGGUAGUAUGUGGAAUUCUCUUCACAUUCAGCUAGAAAUAAACCAACUGCUCUGGGGGGGGAAAUCUUAUAUCUGUCAGAUAGAUAGAUAGAUAGAUUUUCAGGGACUGUUUUUUCAUCGCUCCUGGUAACUAACAUCCAAUGAGGCAGCUCUCAGCCAGGAGACAGGCUUACAUUACACUACAUUAUUGACAUUUGGCAGACGCUCUUAUCCAGAGCAACGUGCAGUUGAUUAGACUAAGCAGGAGACAAUCCUCCCCUGGAGCAAUGCAGGGUUAAGGGCCUUGCUCAAGGGCCCAACGGCUGUGCGGAUCUUAUUGUGGCUGCACCGGGAUUCGAACCACCGACCUUGUGUGUCCCAGUCAUUUACCUUAACCACUACGCUACAGACCGCCCCGGCUUACCUGCCUAUGAGAAUUGGAGCAUGUCCCCGAGAGGGGGAGUGAAGAGGAGGGGGGGUUUCACCACUGUAUACGUUCACAAUCGUUCUUCUGCCCAGAUUCUGCUCACACCCAACGAUCGUCUACCCCAGUAGUUUGGAUCCACUUGUUCAUCACUUGCUAUGCUAUGAUUAUUAUUUUCUUUUUUUUUACAGAUGGUAUUAGGGUGCAUUGUUUAAGGUAAAAGAAAACAAAGUUAUAUUUACAUGUGUAUACAUUUUUUGGUUUUGGGUUUCUUUAGAUCUUUAAUCGACUCAACAAGAUUUUAUUUAAUCUUGCGUGUCUUAAAAGUCAAAAUGCAGAUUUAUAAUUGAAAUGUGCUGCCAGAUUUAACUGUGUGAGCCUGAGAAAUCUGUGGUUUUGACACUGAUCCCACCAUUGUGCAUUCAUAGUUGAAAUGCAGAUUUGCUGGAAAUAGUAUCUGCUCACAGCUUUGAAUUACCAAAACAAUCUACUGUUUUAUCAGAACGGUAGAUUCUCUGCUCAUGGGUCUUAGCGAUAAACUCAGUAUACGAGUUUCAGAGACUCAUAAGUAGAAAGGUUACAACAACGAUACAAUGGUUUUUUCGAGAAAUCAAUUGGCUUGCACAUUGUUGAUUUAUAUACAGCUUAUCAAUGAGCGGACAGUUCUGCUUUUACCAUUGGUGGAAAAUACCAGCACCUCUGUAAGACAGGGCCUGCUUCAUAAAUGCUGACUUAUUAUGUAGAUCAUGAGUGCAGCCAUUUUAGUGAAUUAGAAUUUUGUCUCGUAUGUGCCAAUUUUGGCAUGUCUGUUGAGAGACUAGCACAAUGAAAUGGAAUAAGUCCCGUUCGAAUAUCCAAGACUUCAUCAGAGCGUUUCAUGACUUCAUUGUGAUCCAAUGGAAAUCAUGAAGUGUUGAGGAGUACAAUGACGAGACUUUGAAUCUGUCUUCCUGCGUGAAGGAUUGUUAUCCUGUAAAAUCCAGCUAUGACCCAUCUUGAAAUCAGUGCAGCUUCAGCUGGUCAAACCAUGUUGAGCGUGGAGCUGGUCUGAACUGGUCAACCAGCUGUUUCAAAACCUAUAGCUUGAGCUGUUUUUUAUUAGCGGGGUAUUAACCUAAAACAAACUGGGAUGAAGGUAAAUAUAAGAUUAACUGUAAGAAAGCAGGAUAUGUUUUCAUGCCUUUAAAGUCAAGUCGAUGUGGAUAAUACACAGCUUGAAAGGAAAGAAAAUAAGUUUGGUUUGGUUUUUAACUUGGAUUGUGGACAGUUCUGUUUGAAGUUCCUCUGGGGCUUGUUUCUUGGUAAAUAUGUGUGUGCUGAGAUGAGCAGAGAUCAUAAUUAAUUGCUUAAAGAUCUCAGUUGCGACAGCAGUGGUUUGACUGAAGUGGAAUCGGUCCACUGCCCGACGGCUGCAGUGUAAAAUUGCUCUCAAUGAUGACUGUUGAUAUGAAGUAACACAUUCCCCCUCUGUAGCCUUAAAGGUUUUCAGCAUUGAUUUAGGCUGUUUAUGGGUGGAACAGUAAAGAGACAUCAAAGCAGUGGUUUUAUUCAGAACCUGGUGAACUGCAUGGACCGGUGAAAUUAAUGUCCAGCAGGACUUGGUAUCUCUUCAGGUGGAGGCAGUGAGCAGACCAGUCCUGUCUCUCGUAAGUUACGUUAUGGUGGGAUAGUGGGGAUAUCGUGGUUUUCAGUCACGUGUCUCUGGAUUGCUCUUGACUACACACUGAUGGAACUUGGGAUUUUCCUGCUGUUUCACAUUGUGUGUUGUCAUAGCAAUGUUGUCUGGCAAUACAGCUGUGCCCUCUGUUUGGGCUUGUGGGUAACUGGAGUCUUCCUUUUUUACAGCGGUGUCCAAUCAUGUGUCAUGGAGGGCCAAGAGUAAGCAGGUUUUCAUUCCAACCAAUCGCUACGCUCUCCGGUUGAAGGUGUGUUAAUUGGUGAAAUCAGAUGGUGUUGUGAUUGGUUGGAAUGAAAACCUGUGUACUCCCGGGCCCUACAUGGCACCUGAUUGGGCACUUCUACAUUAAUGGUAUUUGGCAGACACUCGUAUCCAGAGCGACGUACAGUUGAUUAGACUACGCAGGAGACAAUCCUCACCUUGCGGGUCCCAGUCAUGUACCUUAACCACUACCCUACAUGCCUUAGUAUCUGCUGGUCUGAGGCCAUGCAUUUCGACCAGUAGAAAACCACUGAACUCUGAAGUUGCUUUAAUAUUGCAGUUUAUUCAUUGUACUUUUCAAGUGAUUGCAAGCAGGAAAUUCACAGGAAAUGUGAGAUUUCCUGUUAAUAAUCAACCUACAGGUGAUUAUGAGAAUGUGAAUGAAAAAAAUCUAACUUGAUCUUGGUUUUCUUUUGAUAUCUCUUAAAGACAACCGGGGGAUUGCAAAUGACAGCCCAGUAUUGACACUGUGCCUUUGUCAUUUGUAAUAUUGCAGGUGAUGAUGUUACUUUAUCCGAAAAUCUUAAUAAGCAUAAGAGCAUAAGAGAUUAUUGUGAAUAAUACUCUGUUUUUGCACUCUCAACCUUGUGUUGUUUGGAACAUGUCAAGUCUUGUGAUGACCUUGGUCAAAGCUGUUUAUCCAUUACAUUACGGAGGUGCUACAUAACCCCACCUCCUAUUCGUUUUCAAAUCACUAUUUGCUUUAUCUAAUCUGAAUAUCUGUAACCAUGCUUGCUUAAUUGAAUUAUAAAUAAAAUUCUGUUUGCUGUG